Messenger RNA from Coturnix japonica (Japanese quail), 3400 nucleotides. It is a transcript of the gene TMEM200C, whose product is annotated as transmembrane protein 200C. NCBI's taxonomy places the organism in Eukaryota, Metazoa, Chordata, Aves, Galliformes, Phasianidae. The record is from RefSeq and is a predicted model, not a curated record.
CUUUAUUUUCUUUCUUUCUUUAUUUGUAGGUGUUUGCUUUACUGUUUUUCAGUGCAAUGAAUUGAACUUUAUAAACCAGAUUAUGCUCGAUGCCGUCAUCUUUUUGCUCCCUUGAAAAAAAACACCCAAAUUGGACAGUUAAAAAGGGGGGGAGGGGAACCUUCUCAGAAGGUCCAGGAAAAAAAUUGCAAAGGCACAGGAAUUGUUCCUACAUGGUGCAUUUUGUGGCUCCAGUCACUGGAAAACACAGACAAGUCCUGCUGGUCGGUGAAAUAAAAGCCACAGACGAUAGCUGUUCAGUCACUUGCCAGUUUCUCUACAAGCAAUCCUUGCCUUUUCCCCAGGUGAUUUGCAGGGGUUUGCUUCUCCUUUAAUAAGAUGUGACAUGCUACCUACAAGCCACCAUCUCCCCUCUCCGGAGGCAAGGGGAGGGGGGGAUGUGGCCGUGGUUGCAUAACAGUUGCCCUGAACAUCACACAUGCUCCCAAAGCAGGCUGUCCAGCUGACACUCCCUGACCACAGGCAAGUGAUGAAUGUUUUGAAGUAUUGCAGAUACAGAAUUCUAAGGAAGUGGCUUGGAAGAAACUUUCACGGGGAGCUGGAGUGGCUAUAGGGAGAAGUGCCCUGGGUAGUCAGCCAUGAUUGCCACUGGAGGCCUCCUGAGGAUCUCAGCUAGGAAACAGGAUCCCUUGCGACCACAAAGCCAAAUCCCCAAACGCAAACGUAAGGCCAAGAAGAAACGCAAAAAUGAUGUUGUGGUUGUGAAAGGCAAGCUCAAGCUGUGCUCCAUCUCAGGGCUCAUCGCCCUCUGUGGCAUCCUGGUACUGCUAGUGGGCAUCGCUUUGGCUGUUGUGGGCUACUGGCCCAAGCCCAGCCAGAUAUACAGAGAAGUUGGUGGGAGCAGGCACGUGGCCCCUCAUGGUGGCACCCCCAAGAACCGCUCCCAGAAUCAGGAAGGGGCACAAGCAGAGAUCUACCUGGUGUCACCUCCCAGAGCCAACUCCACUGCUGCUACCAGCCAGGAGUUCCCGCAGUCUCAUCCCACUUCCUCAUCACCCCAGGCUUCAGUGGGUUUCCUUUUCCGUCUUUUCUCAAGCUACUUGCAUUCAGACAAACUGAAGGUGUUGGGCCCCCUCAUCAUGGGUAUUGGCAUCUUCCUUUUCAUUUGUGCCAAUGCAGUAUUGCAUGAGAACCGUGACAAGAAGACCAAGAUCAUCAAUCUGCGGGACCUCUAUUCUACUGUUAUUGAUGCCCACAGCCUGCGAGCAAAGGAUGGAGGUGCCUCAGCCCCUCUUAACGGCUUUGUCAAUUAUGUGCAGUCACGGGGCCUGGAGCUAAAGCCUGGUGGUGAAGGUCUGGGUGCUGCAGCUAUGCUGGCCAAGAGCUCUUGGCCACCAGGGCUGGCUGCCUCCCUUUCCCCACCUGAUCUAGCAUCUUCACCUCGGCGUUCCUCCUUCUGCACCUUGCCACAGCCUCCCAGCCUGGCCGAGGCUGUGUACAGCAUCUACCGGGAACAUGCUGCCCAUACUGGUCGCACAUUUACCAGCCCACCCUGCAGUCCACCAGAGAGCUGGGGCCAGCGCAGCACAGCUAGCUCCAUUGUUGGAUCCUCAUUGAGUGCUUUCACUCUUCUGCCCUUGGCACAGAGUGGCAGAGGGGGAGGCUGGCGGAAGCCUCCUGGUGAGCGGGGAGCCCAGGAAAUCCCACGGGGGGAGUAUGAACUGAGCCUGACUGACCUCAGCCACGUCGAGGGAGGCUACAGGACAAGGAGGCACAAGCUGGUUCUCAGACGGCAGAGCACCAGCUGCUUGCCUGAUACUAGGCGUCCCCUUUCCCCUGAGCCACCUCGGUCUCCAGCUGUCAGGGGAGGCCUGGACUCCAACCUCUUGGCAUCUUCUAGCCACUCCAGAUCUCUGGACCUGGGGGAAUCACCUCCCUCAACUCCCCCUGCCAUCACCAGGACGGACUCUCAGAGCUCCCAGUCUGAGCCUUCCAGCAGCAAUAAGGGCUACAGUCACCUGGAGGAGGCUGGCACCUCCCUGGAGUCAGUUGCCAACACCCCAGCCAGUAAAAUCCAGGACUGUGAGGAGGAACCACCAGCUGAGAAGAUGGAUCCCCUCAAGGCUACCAGCACAGAACAAACAGGGGAGCAAUCUCAGCAAACUCAAAGACGGUACACAAAUAAAGAGAAACUCUUUAUGAUUUCUAGGUCGCACGCUGCAUUAGGGCUGGAGGAUGGGGAGCUGGAAAGUACUGGCAUCUAAACAACCAAGAAGGCGCAAGGACACUUUGCAACCCUCCACACCUUUCCCCCUUCUCCAUCUUUUUGUGGACUUAGGAAACCAGUCUAUAUCCAAAGAGCUGCAGUAUGCCACCCUUGAAAAUCAAAAUUCAGUAAGUCCUGUAGAUGACUUCAGGAAACAAAUCUUUCUGUCCGAUUGUAUGUUCCAUGCAAGCCAAAUUGUAUUAAAUAUCCACAGUCCAGCAAGUUCUCGGGAUCAGCUUAAUACAAUUUCGGACAGUAUAACCGUGCACUUUAAUUGUCUUGAUUUCCAAGUGCUCCUUCUCCUCUGAUUUCUUUCUUGCUGAUUUGCCACUAACUGCUUGAAAACCACAGGCACUUUUUUUAAGCUCAACAGCACCAUGGUCUUUAGAUUAAGAAAGCCGAGCUCUCUCUUUGUUUUGGUUCAACCACUAAAAAGUAUGCAAGGCCUUAAGGAUGACGUACCUUGACAAAGAAGGAGUUUGCUUCAAUUUGGGGAAAACGACUGUUUAGAACAGAAUAGAGCAGAACGGAGUGUUGAUAAUUUAGUUAAAACCAUGAUGUUCCUGAAUCCAAAAUACCUACUGCGAUGUGAUACUUUAUCAAGUAUUAUUACACAUGUAUUGAGUAAUAGCAUUAAAAGAUUUUUUUUUUUUAAUAAAACAUUUACAAACAAAACUGAGAGAUAAAAUGCCCUUUAUUUUGGUAAGUACUUACAGCUGCUAUAAACCUGUUUUUGUGCUGUGAAUGAUUAGAGAGAUGCUGCAAGGCCAAAGGUUUGCUUAUGUUUUUAAGUGGAUAAUGAUCAUGUAGGAGUGAUUUCAAAAUAAACAGUGGUUCUGACUCAGAGAAACUCUGCUUUAGUUCAGUCAGCAAAAUCUGUCUCCGUUUCUAACAGUGCUUUGUGACAUCUGCAGAAAUGUGAGAUCUUGACAUGCAAAGGAAAAAGAAAGUAUUUUGUUAACUAAUUAUUAGUUAAAAUUAGAUUUCACCUGAGUAACGCAUCCAUCUCAGACUGUAGCAUCUUCUUUCUAGAGUCUUCAUUUGCAGUUGUUGCUUUGAGCCUUUCCCCCAUUCAGGUUUUCGUAUUCAUAAAAGCAUGCGCAUAAUUUAAAAGCAUAAUUAUAGUCCUGAAUA